Messenger RNA from Entamoeba invadens IP1, 1005 nucleotides. RefSeq names its product WD repeat domain phosphoinositide-interacting protein, putative. Gene Ontology annotation, cellular component: extrinsic component of membrane; phagophore assembly site membrane; cytosol. The coding region runs from base 1 to 1005 and encodes 334 amino acids. The transcript has 2 exons. NCBI's taxonomy places the organism in Eukaryota, Evosea, Mastigamoebida, Endamoebidae. The record is from RefSeq and is a predicted model, not a curated record. Gene Ontology annotation, molecular function: phosphatidylinositol-3-phosphate binding; protein binding; phosphatidylinositol-3,5-bisphosphate binding. Gene Ontology annotation, biological process: protein localization to phagophore assembly site; protein lipidation; autophagy of mitochondrion.
AUGUCGAGUGACAACCAAAGUAUUCUUUGCAUCAGUUUUAACCAAGAUUAUUCCUGUUUUGCCCUCGGCACUACACGAGGGUUUUGUGUAUUUGGGAUUGAACAGACACGGCUUCGCGAGCGGUUCAAACGUAAUUUUAAUGGAGGGGUAGGAAUUAUAGAAUUGCUAUACAAGUCGAAUUUAGUUGCUUUGGUUGGUGGUGGACCACAACCGGUCUUCCCCCCUACAAAAUUAAUCAUUUGGGACGACUAUCAAAACAAAGGGAUUGCCGAGUUGGAGUAUGACUCUCCCGUCCGUGCUGCUCGUUUAAAACGUGAUAUAAUAGUAGUUGUAGUAGACACAAGUGUCUUUGUCUAUGACUUUAGAAACUUGAAUCUCCGCCAGACGUUUAAGACAUGUCCCAACCCAAGAGGACUCAUUGCUGUGUCUUCCUCAGACAAGAAAAUAAUUGCGUAUCCCUCCACCGAAGACGGUAAAGUCAUAGUCUCAAACUUAGAAACGGGGGCGUCCGCAUCUAUUGAAGCACACAAACACAUCAUUUCCGCAAUGAGUUUGUCGCCAGAAGCCAAUUUGUUGGUGACUGCAAGUUCGGAAGGGACUUUAUUCAGAGUUUGGGACACCGCUCGUGGCGAGAAGGUUGGCGAGUUCCGUCGUGGGAAAAAUGCUGCUGAGAUCUAUUCCAUUUCUUUCUCACAAGACGGCAAAUUUAUAGUUACUAAUAGUAACAGAGGAACUAUUCAUUUAUACACCCUCCAACAAGACGGCGAUGUUGCCAACAAAGAGUCAAAAUUCUCCAAAAUCGUCCCCGGCUUUUCUGGAGUCUAUGGAUGUUGUGAAUUCUCAAUUACACCAGAGGUCUAUACUUCCGUCUUCUUCGGGUGGCAAAAUUCGCCUUCGAUGAGUGUUAUGGCCAUCACUCAAGAAGGGUCUUUCAUGAAGUUUAACAUCACCACUGAUAAAGGAAAGAUGACAAUGGUUCAAGAUGAGUCUUCUCCCAUUCUUUGA